AUGUAUAAGUGUGAUGAAGGGAGACCAGGAUGCAAGAAAUGCGCUCAAUUACGCAAACCGUGCCCAGGAUACCCAUACCAAGUCCAACUACAGAUUCGAGAUCCCCCAAAGGGUGAAGCUUCGGAUCUCAGCCCAGAAGGUCAGACUCCUGGUCCAUUCAUAUUCCCAAUCCGCCCUUCCGUCCCCGAGGAGAACCCGCCGUCUUUGGCCGCUCAUGCCGCAGACAAAUUUCCAGCCGGCAAAGUCAAGACCGAGGACGAUGCAAGUAAAUUAGCCUUGCAGAAAUUGGCGCGAAGUCAACGCUCCAUAUCUCCUCCCUUGCGCUACGACAUUCAGCACCAGUCGUUGUGCUUUUUCCUGAAUUUGUUCUGCUUCCAGGCAGGCCGACUCUAUUCCUUUCCGGUGCUCGACUUUUUACCGGCAAUGCUUCAGGAUGCCGAUCCCCGCACCUGCAUCCACAAGGCUGCAAUGGCAGUAUCACGAAUGACCCUUGCCGACAGAUACAGUGGAAACGAUGUGAGGCUCCAGACUGGUCGAGAGUAUGGCCAUGCGCUGAGUUUGACCAACGCGACUAUCCGCGACACAGUUGCCAGCAUUCAAGAUGAGACAGUGCUUGCUGUCUGGCUCCUUGGACUCUACGAGGUAAAGGUAGCAGAUAAUGUUCUUGUGACUCGACUAAAGUCUACCCAGAUGAUCAGCGUUGUGUUGAUGCACGGGCGAACAACUCCUGAGUCGCGAACCCUGGAGGAAGAGUGGCAGUCUCAUCUCUUGCAUGUCAGGGGGGCCAUGAAUUUGUUACGCCUCCGAGGAAUGUCGCAAUUCACCACGGCGCGCGGAGAGAGAAUAUUUCGUCUUUUCAAAGCCGCAAUUCAAAUGAGACUCUUCAUAUUAAACUCCGUUACCUCGAAGGACUUUGAUAAUCUCGAAAUCGACGUCUACCAAGACGAACAUGAGUUCGUGCCGUCUCAGACAGCGAACAAAGCUACUGCCUACUUCCACCGCGUUGCUCGACUUCUAGAGAAAAUCAAGCAAUUUCUCAGUCGAAGUCCUGCUCAGCUAGCCCUUACUAACACCACGGCGGAUGUGUUGUUAAAAUAUGGCGAAACAUUGGACGAAAGCAUGGCAGACUGGAGCAAGGAUGAACCGGGUUGGGAUAUGAUGAGAGUACGAGCUACGACAGCCGGCACUAUGUGGGCUCUGUAUCCAUCUCACGCGCUCUAUCACUUCUACAGUUUCUGGAUUUUCUUAUAUUGGUUGCGAUUCCUGGCUGCGCGGUAUAAGCUGUAUGAGGCUAUGAUUGAGCUUCUGAAGCUUCGCGGCAAGCCUUUGCCAAAGGACCAGGAGACUCCCUCUUCGGCCAGCAAUCUUCAGAUUUCCAAAUAUCGAGCUAUCAUUCAACUGACUGCAUCGGAACUCAUUGGUCUGACAGCAUACGCCUUAGGCGAUGUGACUCCCACCGGAGACUUCCAUUCAUCAGUAUCCGGCCAGCAUCCUAAAAAGGGAUUUCAAGAAAUCAACGUGAUUGCGGCGAUGCAGCUGGUGCUUCCCCUAAAGAUGCUGCAGCGAUCGGAACAUCUCACAGCUACUCAGAAAGGAGCAGUUGACCUUGCUAUUUCUCACAUUGGCGAUGGCUUCCGGCGACAGCCUUUGAUGUUAUUUUGA
Cladophialophora psammophila CBS 110553 is the source of this 1662-nucleotide messenger RNA. RefSeq lists its product as uncharacterized. The transcript has 2 exons. The record is from RefSeq and is a predicted model, not a curated record. The coding region runs from base 1 to 1662 and encodes 553 amino acids. NCBI's taxonomy places the organism in Eukaryota, Fungi, Ascomycota, Eurotiomycetes, Chaetothyriales, Herpotrichiellaceae.